CGAAAUGAGGUCGAUAAGUUUAGUUUUAACUUAGAAGCGUCAGAAUGCGAGCGUGUUUAGCGUUAGUUCUUGGGGCUGUUCUCGUUUUUGGGGCUGUGGAUGCCCAACGGCUUAGCACAAAUGCGGUUAGCUAUUUUUUUGAGGUAUUGCGUCACGGUGCCGAGGAUGCGCGCAUGGAAUAUCGUGACAAUGAAAUACCGUUGUUGGAUGAGUAUGACUUCAUAAUUGCGGGAGCGGGUACGGCGGGGUGUGCCCUGGCCGGCCGACUUUCGGAGAUAACGUCAUGGAAGAUUUUACUGCUCGAGGCAGGUGGUCCCGAAUAUCUGCCCAUAGAUUUGCCGAUUGUGGCAAAUAUUCUACAGCUGAGUCCGGAUCUUAAUUGGGGCUAUCGUACCCAGCCAUCGGAUAAAUAUUGUCUGGGUUUGAAUGACAAUCGUUGCAAUUUCCCGCGCGGCAAGGUCAUGGGCGGCAGUUCGGUGUUGAAUUACAUGAUGUACACGCGAGGCAAUCGCCGGGAUUAUGACACCUGGGCGGCCAUGGGCAAUGAGGGCUGGAGCUACAAGGAUGUACUGCCAUAUUUCAAGAAAUUGGAGGGCUCCAUCAUACCCGAUGCCGAUGAGGAAUAUGUGGGCCGCAACGGACCCGUACGUGUGUCCUACGCCAAAUGGCACACCCAGCUGAGUGAAGCUUUUGUGGCUGCUGUACAGGAGAAUGGUUAUGAUUAUUUGGACUACAAUGGACGCCGCCAAGUGGGGGUCCAAUAUGCCCAGACCACUACCGAUCAAACCCACCGAUGGAGUUCGAACCGGGCCUAUUUGUAUCCCGUCAAAGGUCAACGUCCAAAUCUGCACAUCAAGAAGUAUGCCCAUGUCACCAAGAUACUCAUCGAUCCGCAAACGAAACGGGCCUAUGGUGUAAAGUUCGAAUCCCAGGGUAAGGUGUAUGAGGUCAGGGCCCGCAAAGAGGUGAUAUCCUCGGCGGGAGCCAUCAACACGCCUCAACUGCUGAUGUUGUCGGGUGUGGGGCCGGCCAAACAUUUACGCCAGGUGGGCAUACAGCCAUUAGCCGAUUUGGCUGUGGGCUUUAAUCUGCAGGAUCACAUUGCCCCACCCGUCAAUGUUGUGGCCAAUGUAAGCAGCAUCAAAUUGCCCGAUCUCUUUGACACCGAGAACUUCCUGGCCCUACAGACCAUGAACAGCUCACUCUCCGUGGCCGGUGGCCUGGAGGUUAUUGCCUUCUAUGACCUCGAUCAUCCCAAUGAUCCAGAUGGCUGGCCAGACAUUGAAUUCAUUGUGGCCGAUUCAUCGUAUCACGAAAAUCCUUUCCUGGCCCGGGCAGCUGGUAUACGCCAGGACAUCUUCGACGAUCUCUAUGCCGAGGCCCAGCGAGAAGAUCUCAAUGUCUUCGCCAUUGUUUCCAUGCAGCUGCAGCCACGCAGCAAGGGUCGCAUCCUGCUGCGCAGCAAAGAUCCCAAAAAAUAUCCCCUCAUCUAUGCCAACUACCUGCACGAUCCCUACGAUCUGGACAUUGUGGUGCGCGGUAUUGAGAAGAUCAUUGAACUGCUCGAUGAACCCUCAAUGCGUCGCGUGAAUGCUACCCUGCUGAACAGCAGCAUAAAACCCUGUCGUAAAUAUGGCCACAUUAGGUCACGACCCUAUCUGGAAUGCUAUGUCCGAUACCUGACCACCACCAUCUACCAUCAAUCGGGUACGGCGAAAAUGGGACCCCGUUCCGAUAAAGAGGCCGUUGUCGACAAUCGUCUGCGCGUGCAUGGCAUUAAGAAUCUACGCGUUGUCGAUGCCAGCAUAAUGCCAAAGCUGGUGGCUGGCCAUCCCAAUGGACCGGUUUAUAUGAUUGCUGAGAAGGCGGCAGAUAUGAUCAAACAAGAUCAUGGGAUGUUGUGAAGAGAUAAAAAGAAGAAGAAGA
Musca domestica (house fly) is the source of this 1926-nucleotide messenger RNA. RefSeq names its product glucose dehydrogenase [FAD, quinone]-like. Bases 45 to 1904 code for a protein of 619 amino acids. The record is from RefSeq and is a predicted model, not a curated record. Gene Ontology annotation, molecular function: oxidoreductase activity, acting on CH-OH group of donors; flavin adenine dinucleotide binding. The transcript has a single exon. Lineage: Eukaryota; Metazoa; Arthropoda; Insecta; Diptera; Muscidae.